Messenger RNA from Meriones unguiculatus (Mongolian gerbil), 4910 nucleotides. It is a transcript of the gene Fip1l1, whose product is annotated as factor interacting with PAPOLA and CPSF1. The transcript is spliced from 19 exons. NCBI's taxonomy places the organism in Eukaryota, Metazoa, Chordata, Mammalia, Rodentia, Muridae. Bases 231 to 2045 code for a protein of 604 amino acids. Gene Ontology annotation, cellular component: mRNA cleavage and polyadenylation specificity factor complex. The record is from RefSeq and is a predicted model, not a curated record. Gene Ontology annotation, molecular function: RNA binding.
AGACGCCUAGCCGCUUGGGUGCUGCUGCGCAUGCGCCGGCGGACCAGUGGCUGAUUCUUCAUGGUCGCCGCCUCCACCGAGGUCGGCCCUGGCUGGAUUUGAGUCUCGCGCUCUCUCCGUUCGCUUACCGGCGGGUUCGCUCCCCAUCUCGCGCCCCAGGACGGCGAGGCUGGGCAAAGGGUUGAAAGGGGGCUGUUGAUCGCCGCCUUUAACUUGUGCGUGGGGCGGCCAUGUCGGCCGGCGAGGUGGAGCGCCUGGUGGAGCUGAGCGGCGGGACCGGAGGGGAUGAGGAGGAAGAGUGGCUGUAUGGCGGCCCAUGGGACGUGCACGUGCAUACUGAUUUGGCAAAGGAUCUAGAUGAAAAUGAAGUUGAAAGGCCAGAAGAAGAAAAUGCCAGUACUAAUCCUCCACCUGGAAUUGAAGAGGAAGCUGCUGAAAAUGGCGUGGCAAAACCGAAAGUGACUGAGACUGAAGAUGACAGUGAUAGUGACAGUGAUGAUGAUGAAGAUGAUGUUCAUGUCACCAUAGGAGACAUUAAAACUGGAGCACCACAGUAUGGGAGUUAUGGAACAGCACCAGUAAAUCUUAAUAUCAAGGCAGGGGGAAGAGUUUAUGGAAAUACAGGAACCAAAGUCAAAGGGGUAGACCUCGACGCGCCUGGCAGCAUUAACGGAGUCCCACUCCUGGAAGUAGAUUUGGACUCUUUUGAAGAUAAGCCAUGGCGGAAACCUGGUGCUGAUCUUUCUGAUUAUUUUAACUAUGGCUUUAAUGAAGACACUUGGAAAGCUUACUGUGAAAAACAGAAGAGGAUACGGAUGGGGCUCGAAGUUAUACCAGUUACUUCAGCAACAAAUAAAAUUACGGCCGAAGACUGUACUAUGGAAGUUACACCAGGUGCAGAGACCCAAGAUGGCAGAUUCAAUCUUUUUAAGGUACAGCAAGGGAGAACUGGAAAUUCAGAGAAAGAAGCAGCACUUCCAUCUACAAAAGCUGAGUUUACUUCUCCUCCAUCAUUGUUCAAGACUGGCCUGCCACCAAGCAGAAACAGCACCUCUUCUCAGUCUCAGCCAAGUACUGCCUCCAGGAAAGCCAGUUCAAGCGUUGGGAAGUGGCAGGAUCGAUAUGGGAGGGCCGAGUCACCUGAUCUAAGGAGAUUACCUGGAGCAAUUGAUGUCAUUGGUCAAACAAUAACCAUCAGCCGAGUAGAGGGAAGACGGCGGGCAAACGAAAACAGCAAUAUACAGGUCCUUUCUGACAGAUCUGCCACUGAAGUAGACAACAAUUUCAGCAAACCACCUCCGUUUUUCCCUCCAGGGGCUCCUCCCACUCACCUUCCACCUCCUCCAUUUCUUCCACCUCCCCCUACCGUCAGCACUGCUCCGCCUCUGAUUCCACCACCAGGUAUUCCAAUAACUGUACCACCUCCAGGUUUCCCCCCUCCACCAGGCGCUCCACCUCCAUCUCUUAUACCAACAAUAGAAAGCGGCCAUUCAUCUGGUUACGACAGCCGUUCUGCACGAGCAUUUCCAUACGGCAACGUUGCCUUUCCCCACCUUACCAGUUCUGCUCCUUCGUGGCCUAGCCUUGUGGACACCACCAAGCAGUGGGACUAUUAUGCACGGAGAGAGAAAGACCGAGACCGAGACAGAGACAGAGACAGAGACAGAGAGCGAGAAAGAGACCGGGACAGAGAAAGAGAGCGGACCCGAGAGAGGGAGCGGGAGCGGGACCAUAGCCCCACCCCAAGUGUUUUCAACAGUGACGAGGAGCGGUACAGAUACAGGGAGUAUGCAGAAAGAGGCUACGAGCGCCAUAGAGCGAGUCGGGAAAAAGAAGAGCGGCACAGAGAGCGGCGGCACAGGGAGAAAGAAGAGACCAGACACAAGUCCUCUCGCAGUAACAGUAGACGUCGUCAUGAAAGUGAAGAAGGGGACAGUCACAGGAGACACAAGCAUAAAAAAUCUAAAAGAAGCAAAGAAGGAAAAGAGGCUGGCAGUGAGCCCGUCCCUGAACAGGAGAGCACCGAAGCCGCGCCCGCCGAGUAGGCUCAGCCUCUUAUGUGUGCUAGUCCCAGGAAUAGAUGCUAAAAAUCUUAUUUUUCUGGAUAAUGUUUAAGACAUAUACCUUUAAUCUUGUUCUGUUAGAAUGAAACGUUAACUUUUUCUUUUCCAAAAUAAAAGUAUGCAUUUUUUUGUGUUAAAUUAAGAAUCUUUGUCUUGUAAUAUUUAAAGAAUGAAAACAAAGAAAUGACUCUAUAUCCAAAAAGGUAAUGUGAAUGAGUCAGCAGGGGAUUUAGAGCAAGGCUGGCUGUGUGUCCACAGCGUGGUGAAGGUCAAGGGCUCACCGUGGCUCGCUUUCUAGGUAGUGGGGUACUGUCACAGAAGAGGUGCUGCAGAAGACCCCUCCUGAAGCAAAGCCAGGCUUCAUCUUACUGCUGUGACACUCCUGCAUGUUCACGAACUUGGACACAUUCUUGAUGUCAGUUUUGCUAGCAGUUUUUCAGUGUUCUGGAUUUGGGUCCUUGGGAACUGAAUGGACUGUUUCUAUAUCUAAAAUAAAAAAUGGUAUGAGGCAUUUGGGUGGCCCCUGUGGCAUGUCUUACGUGCUUCCCAGCAGUCACGAGUAUAGACACACUUAACUGGCACAGCAUUGGACCACUUCAUGGUCAUCUGCUUGAGCAAGGAUCAUGGUGGGUUUUGGCUGCUGUUAACAUGUUUUCCAAGGCUCAAUGGCAGAGUAGAAUGUGGGUCUUUUUUUGGGGGGGGGGGUAGCACUGUUUCCGUAUUAAGAGAAAAAAUAAACUCAGUGACAGUACUAUAUUAGAUCAGUUUCUUAUUAAAACCAAACACAAGCUUUAAAUCUGAACUGAUCCCAGGAGGGAUUGCAGAGAGUCGGGCAGGGAACUUGGUGUGUGGAAGGAUGAGAGCCACAAGUUAAGAGGACAGCUGUCACUUAGAAAUACUUAUUUUUCCUUUAAAUCCUCUGCCAUUAAAUUUAAGUGCCCACAAUGUGCUCCUUCUUGAGCUCCACUUACACCGUAUUUUCAACUGAUUUAAAUUAAGUGUGGCAUACAAACCAUUUUAGUUUUUAUGGGCCUUUUAUUGAAUAAAAAAAUAUAAACUUAAAGAUCUGGAGUGACGAGAAAUCCUCCACACCAAAUAAAAACUAUCAUGAGUUUUUAUUUUUGAGAACGUUCUCUGAGGUGCAACUUGCUUUCAUAAUGUCAUACUUUUUCUGGCAUUUUUUACAAUAUAUUCUUUAAAUAUAAAAAUUGACAAGAUAAAUACACUUUUACUUAGCCUAUCUGUGAUUUUUCUAAGAUCCAGCGUUGAUUUUAUAAAAAAGUACCAGGCCAAGAAGCAAUAGUGAGAGUAAUUCUCCCUUUCAGUUCUUUGAGCAUCCUUGCCAAGCAAGCAUGUACCAUGCCCGACGUACUUCUACCGUUGACAGCAAGAAGAAUGUCACCACAUCUAAAAUAAAUAAAGAACCACAGGAUUGUGAUCAGAAUCACUUCAUAGUUGAAGUUACUCAAAGUGGAUUUGGGUGGUCCUAGUGUUUGCCGUACUUGUUCAUUUUAAUUCUAAUUAGAUUUUCCCCUCUUCACUUAAAUUCUCCAGUCAGCUUGUGUUAGAAGGUAUAAUAAGUAGUAUAGGAGAUUGCAAUAUGGGACCAUGGUUGGUUAUAAUCUUUGUUACUACCUAACUAGUUCACUCAUGUUUUAAUUUCUCACUCUUCAAGAAAGUAUAAUAUAUGCUUUCUUUCGGGGGUGGAGGGCAAGUUUUUACAUGUAGAAAACAAAAUACUUGAAUAUUUUUGCUAAGUAAUUAUUACCUAAUUCUUCCAUCGUUGUAUGCUGGUGUUCCUUCGACAAUGGAUUUGAUAAAAAAAGGUUUGUUACCACUGUAUUCUUCAUAGCCUCCUACAAUGUAGAAGCCCAGACUUCCAGCUGUGUUCCUCCGUAAUAUCACAUCUUUACAGUUAUAUAAGUACCUGAAACAGAAUAUAAUUAGUGUAUGUACAGCUGAGUUUACUAGUUGUCACUUCAUCACUUUUUUUUUUUUUUGGACACUUAAAAAGUGAAAAGUACUGCGUGUAUGUCUCCCUCAGAAAUAAAUGAUAGAACCUUUUAUGCUCUUAACCAGUGUUUGUAUUUGGUCUCGCUUUGCUAUAGUUAAGUAUAUUUUCACCAAAAGGACUUAGUAUUAUGUUUUGUUUGUGUCUCUACUGAGAAAGAUGGUCAUGGCAUUAGCUAAGGACACAGUAAUGCAUGAGCUAAAAGUUGGAUAUGCCUUAAUACUUCUAAUGAUAAGCCACAGUGGAAGGUACUGAGGGAAUAUAAUUUUUAUAUGCUUGUGGGUUUACAUAAUUCCUAAAGACAAACAUCCUCUGAAUUAGUGAUUAGUCACAAGGAAAAUAACGUAUGCUAACGGGCUUCCUUAAUUUGUAGAGUUUCUAUUGACCCCUAGAAAAUACUGGUUUAAACUCACAUAAACUUGCAGGAAACUGUAGACAUAAAACAAAUGGAAACUGGGACAAAAAUAGUAGAACAGUUGUUGUAGGAAGAAAACCAACAUGGCAUAAACUGAAGCAGAAAGUACAAAGGGAAUGGAAGAAGGACAGACCACAGCUGGCCUGAUAAUCAGUAGAAUCCUCAACUAGGGAUAGUCGUGGCUGUUAGAGCAGAGUUAGAGCUAAGUGUAAACUGCCUUAUCACAAUAAGGAAGUGUUGGGCACUGGAGUUUGCUCUAGGGUCCCUUGUCUACCAUGUGUGUCUAUGGUCUAGGAAUUGCUUUAACUGGAAGAUAGCAUUCUUAUGUUGGUAGAAUUGAAGAUGUUUUGUUUAUAGACUGUACCUUAAAAUAAUCACUUGCUUUUUGAUAAUCAAUAAAAAUGAUCUUGUGAAAUGUUAA